Molecule: messenger RNA, 1290 nt
Organism: Danaus chrysippus (African queen)
Lineage: Eukaryota; Metazoa; Arthropoda; Insecta; Lepidoptera; Nymphalidae
Source: the annotation of a GenBank genome assembly
AUGACGGGCGCCACCAGCUGUCUUAUAGUGCUGCUACUUUUGAAAAAGUCUCAUUUAUGGCCAUUUUCAGUGACUGACAUCCAAUGCACAUUCGCUACCACCGGCUCUGGUAUACGAGACUCCGUGUCAGCGUUGUUAAGGAAGCCCGAGGGGUUCCGUGGGGCUCCGCUGUUCGCUGACGACCGCGCCACAGACCCCAUCGCAGACCCCGUCUGUCAAAUAAGACCCGAGCCCGAAGACCCCACUGGAUUACUAUACAGAUUACGAAUAACAGAUUUCACGAAAUGCGGCGUACUAAAGAGAAAUGGUUUCGUGCACGUCCGCAUCUGGUUCCCUCAGUUCCCGGGGGUGGUGAUGCAAUCAGACCAGGAGCUGAUCAUCAUGUGCAAGCCUCCAGAACCCACCAUCAUAGAAAACAAGGCAGCGGGGUUUGCGGGUAGCUUUCCGCACGGCGCUCGCGUAUCCGGUGUCGUCGAAGAAACUCCGGGCCGUCUUGAGUAUGAAGUAGCGCUGUAUAAGGAGGCGCCCCCUGUGUCGCGACACUCAAACCACUCAUUGGACAUGCCUGUUGACCAGGCUGUACCAAUCGGAACUAAAUUACAAUUAAGAGCUCGCAUCAAUCCGGACUCAGCGUGGCGACAUAUAAAACUAUUAGAAGUGGCUGUGUCUCCCGAUCCUGAUAGACCUCACGCUAAUGGCGCCGUGUUACUCGUGAAAGACGGAUGCCGGAACAGAGAUUUCGCAUCUAUCAUACCGCACCAGCCGGCGAGGUAUAGAGAGAGGCAUAACGAAGUUUUUUUGGACUUCGAAGCGUUCCUCUUGGCUUCGAUGAAGGAACGUUCCACUUUAUGGAUCCACUCACAGAUCAAGGCGUGCAUGGACGCCGCUGACUGCCAGCCGGACUACUGCCUCGACUUAUAUGAACCAUCAGGUCACGGUCGUCGUAGGAGAUCGCUGGCUGAAAACGAAACGAAGACGAUCUCAGACAGUCAAUACACGCGCUUCAAGGAGAACCUGGAGUACUCGGUUGUGAUGCCGGGGGAGUUAUUCCACAAGAAGUCUUUAGAGGCGACCUGUGCAACCUCCAUGAUGGUCGCGGUCGCUCUCGGAGCACUGCUCUUCAUGUCCGCCUUAUUGAUGUGCUAUCUCGCUACUAAGUUGAAUUCAACGAUGCUCAAAAAUAGCAGUCUCCAAACGCCAAGUGGGAAAGGUUUUGAACAAAUAUUAAGAGAACUGGCGCAUCACUCACUGCCUGACACUGGAUACACGGGUCGUCCCACCGUACAAUAA